Paramecium tetraurelia is the source of this 2019-nucleotide messenger RNA. RefSeq lists its product as uncharacterized. Lineage: Eukaryota; Ciliophora; Oligohymenophorea; Peniculida; Parameciidae. The transcript has 6 exons. The record is from RefSeq and is a predicted model, not a curated record.
AUGGGUAAUUUGUGUCUUAGAAAGAAGGAGAAAUCCUAAUAGCCCUAAUACAACAUUGCUGAUGAAAAUCACAUCACCUAUACUCCUGCCACUUUAGAUGAGUUAGAAAAAAAAAUUAAAAUUGAAUCAUAAGGUAUGUACAAUUACCAUAUUUUAGAUGACAAUAGCUCGGAAGCUUUGAUAUUGAAUGUUGACAAUAAAUAAGACUAGUUUUAAUAAGGGAAUAACCAAGCGACGAUUCAAAUUCUUAAUGAUCUAGAUAAGGAUGCCCAAAAGCUUAUUAAACAAGGAGAAAUAGCUAAAGCAGAAUUAUCAAAAAUUAAAUAAUAGUAAAUUGAUGAUGCUGUUUUGAAUAUGGAGCAACAGACAUUGUAGUAAAAUCUUCUAAACAAGCCUUAAGAAAGUGAUGUAUAAAGAGCAUAGUUUGAAGAAGAAAGAAAUAGAGAGCAUUAGGAAGCUUAAAAAAAAAGAGAAAAGUAAUAAUAGGAAGAAAUGAUUCGAAAAGAAAAAGAAGCUGAAAUUUUAAGGUAGUAAAAAGAGCAAGAAGCAAGAAUUGCAUAAGAAUAAGAAAACGAAAAAAGAAGGUAACUUCAAUAAGAAUAGGAAAGAAUAAGAAUUGAGUAAGAGCAUGAAAGACAAAGAUAACUUUAAAUUGAAUAAGAGGCUCAAAAAUUAAGAUUAAAAUAAGAAGAAGAGGAAAGAAUUAGAUAAGAAUAAGAAGCUGAAAGAUUGAAAAUAAAACAAAAAGAAGAAGAACGAAUAAGAUAAUAACAAGAGGCUGAAAAAUUAAGAUUAUAAUAAUUGGAGAAAGAGAAAAUUAAAUAAGAAUAAGAGGCUGAAAGACUCAGAUUAAAAUAAGAAGAGGAAGAAAGAAUAAGGCAAGAAUAAGAAGCUGAAAGAUUGAGAUUAAAAUAACAAGAAGAAGAAAGGAUUAAAUAAGAAUAAGAAGCCGAAAAAUUGAGAUUAUUAAAAUUAGAAGAAGAAAAAAUUAGAUAAGAACAAGAAGCUGAAAAAUUGAGGCUUUAAAAAUUAGAGGAAGAAAGAAUUUAGUCAGAAUAAGAAGCUGAAAAAUAAAGGCUAUAAUAAAUAGAGGAGGAGAGAAUUAGAUAGGAAUAAGAAGCUGAAAAGUAAAGGCUUUAAUAAUUAGAGGAAGAGAGAAUUAGAUAAGAAUAAGAAGCUGAAAAAUUGAGGCUUUAAAAAUUAGAAGAAGAAAGGAUUAAAUAGGAAUAAGAAGCUGAAAAAUAAAGGCUAUAAUAAAUAGAGGAGGAGAGGAUCAGAUAGGAAUAAGAGGCUGAAAAAUUGAGAUUAUAAAAAUUAGAAGAAGAAAGAAUUAAAUAGGAAUAAGAAGCUGAAAAAUUAAGGCUUUAAUAAUUAGAAGAAGAAAGGAUUAAAUAGGAAUAAGAAGCCGAAAAUUUGAGGCUUUAACAAUUAGAAGAAGAAAGAAUUAGAUAAGAAUAAGAAGCUGAAAAAUUGAGGUUAUAAAAAUUAGAAGAAGAAAGAAUUUAAUAAGAAUAGGAAGCUGAAAAGUAAAGGCUUUAAUAAUUAGAAGAAGAAAGAAUUAAAUAAGAAUAGGAAGCUGAAAAAUUGAAGCUUAUAUAAUUAGAAGAAGAAAGAAUCAGACAAGAAUAGGAAGCAGAAUAAUAAAAGCUUAAAUAAUUAGAAGAAGAAGAAGCUGAAAAAUAAAGGAUUUAAUAAUUAGAAGAAGAAAAAAUUAGAUAAGAGUAGGAGGCCGAACAAUUAUAAUAAUAACAAGAAGAAUAGAAUUAAAAUGAAAACUUAGAUUAAAAUAAAAAUAAUCUAUAUAAAUUUGUUUGGGCUCAAGGAGGUAGCAAGGUUUUGAUAACUGGAAGCUGGUUAAAUUGGACAGAUAAAAUCGAAUUAAUAUAAAUUGAUAAUAAAUUUGAAAUUGAAGUAUAAUUACCUUCGGGUAAGUAUGAAUUCAAGUUUAUUGUAGACGAUGAUUGGAAAGUCAGCGAUUAAUAUGAGUAUGAUGGUUAAAAUAAUUUCAUCAUUAUUUGA